AUGGAUUCUACAUGGGAACCCCGCACAAGUAAUAUUGAUAGUCAAAACAUAAAUGUUAUGAUAGCGGAGUCUGCUCAAGAGGUUGAUAAUAGCACAAGCAAUACCUAUGAGCAAAUGGUAAUGGAUGCAAGAGUCCCGAUUUCUUUCAGAUGUAAUGGAGGAGCCUCCAAAUCCAUCACCAAAAAUUGUAUGACAUGUUGCAAGUCGUUAAUCAAGAGGUGUGGCAGUUGUGAAAGCCAUUCAGCUCUCGGUUGUUGCAAGGAUGUUGAACAUCAAGGCGUAACAUCAUUUGUCGAAGAUAGUGAGUUAACGAAUUGCAAAUUUUGUGACCAUCCACGGUUCAAACGACAUAGUCGAGGCGCUUCUAAUUUUCAAACCAAUGUGCCACAUAAGAAAAUGUACUACUUUCCUCUCACACAGAGAUUGCAAAGAUUAUAUGCUUCGAAUGCAACAGCAAAAGAAAUGAGAUGGCAUGCUGAGCAUGACCAUGAAGAUGGGGAAGAGUAUAUGUUCCUAACGGUACUAGUUCCUGGUCCGAGAAACCCAAAAGACAAAUUGGAUGUGUACUUACAGCCCCUUAUUGCAGAGUUGAAACAGUUGUGGGAAGUUGGAGUUGAGACAUAUGAUGCAUCAAAGAAGAAUAAUUUUAAUAUGAGGGUUGCGUUAUUAUGGACAAUAAGUGAUUUCCCUGCAUAUUCAAUGUUAUCCGAUUGGAGCACAACAGGCGAGACUGCUUGUCCAUAUUGUAGGGACGAUUCAGAUGCAUUCACAUUGACAAAGGGUGGUAAACAAUCAUGGUUUGACAAUCAUCGUAAAUUCUUACCAGCUAACCAUCCUUUCGAUUUUAAUAAAAUUGCUUUUAGAAAGAACAAGACAGUUACAAAAAGUGCUCCCCCCAUUCUAUCUGGUGAGGAAAUUUUAGAACAAAUAGAACAUCUAGGAUUAAUGUGUGUCACAGAUAUGGGUGCAGAUGAGAAUAACAGUUGCAAAGCAAAAAACACGGGUUGGAAGAGACGGAGCAUUUUUUGGGAUUUGCCAUAUUGGAGUACUAACAUGCUUCGCCACAACUUGGAUGUCAUGCAUAUAGAGAAAAAUGUAUUUGAAAAUAUUUUUAAUACUGUGAUGAAUGUUGAAGGGAAGACGAAGGACAAUGCAAAAUCAAGAGAAGAUUUGAAAGAGUUUUGUCACCGACCUGAGUUAGAGAGGGAUAUGGCAACAGGAAAGUAUCCUAAAGCAUGUUACACAUUAGACAAACAAUCAAAAGCAGUGUUGUGUGAAUGGCUUAAAAAUCUUAGAUUCCCAGAUGGUUAUGUGUCAAACAUGGGUAGGUGUAUAGACAUGAGAAAACUAAAGUUGUUUGGGAUGAAAAGCCAUGAUUGUCAUGUCUUUAUGCAAAGAUUACUCCCAAUAGCAUUUAGUGAAUUGCUUCCAAAAAAUGUGUGGCAAGCAUUGACCGAAUUGAGCAAUUUCUUUAGAGAGUUAACUUCAACAACACUUAGAGAAGAAGCCAUGUUACAGCUCAAUGAAGAGAUUCCUAUUAUAUUAUGUAAACUAGAGCGUAUAUUCCCUCCAAGUUUCUUUGACUCCAUGGAACAUCUCCCAGUGCAUUUGGCUUAUGAAGCAUGGAUUGCUGGUCCUGUGCAAUAUCGGUGGAUGUAUCCAUUUGAGAGGUACCUUAGGAAGUUAAAAAAUAAUGUGAAAAAUAAAGCCAAAGUGGAAGGUUCCAUAUGCAAUGCAUACUUAGUUGAAGAAGCAUCGUCAUUCUGCGCUCAUUAUUUUGAACCCCAUGUCAACACAAGGCAUCGAAAGGUUCCACGCAAUGAUGAUACAGUCGAACAUAUGGAUGAACAUCUAGGGAAUCUAUCAAUUUUCACUCAUUCCGGUAGGCCACUGGAAAAGGAAAGGUUACAUAUCUCACGAACAAGAAUUUCAAGCGAGACAAAUGUACAUCUUGUUGAAUUCAUUUUUGUUAAUGAGUUACACAUGGCCAAUCCAAAUAUCAAUGAUAAACAAGUUGAUGAGAAACUAGAGCGUGAAUUUGAUAAGUGGUUCAAUAAAUAUGUUCACAAUCCCUCCAACAAUAUAUCAAGCCAGUUUUAA
Hevea brasiliensis (rubber tree) is the source of this 2100-nucleotide messenger RNA. RefSeq lists its product as uncharacterized. The transcript is spliced from 5 exons. The coding region runs from base 1 to 2100 and encodes 699 amino acids. NCBI's taxonomy places the organism in Eukaryota, Viridiplantae, Streptophyta, Magnoliopsida, Malpighiales, Euphorbiaceae. The record is from RefSeq and is a predicted model, not a curated record.